This is a messenger RNA of Phyllostomus discolor (pale spear-nosed bat), 759 nucleotides long. Its product is annotated as interferon lambda-3-like. NCBI's taxonomy places the organism in Eukaryota, Metazoa, Chordata, Mammalia, Chiroptera, Phyllostomidae. The record is from RefSeq and is a predicted model, not a curated record. Gene Ontology annotation, molecular function: cytokine activity. The coding region runs from base 1 to 738 and encodes 245 amino acids. Gene Ontology annotation, biological process: defense response to virus; positive regulation of immune response; cell surface receptor signaling pathway via JAK-STAT. The transcript is spliced from 6 exons.
AUGGCGGUUUCCCGGGAGGAAAUUCCUGCCUUGGCCCGCUCCGCCUCCUUCCGGGUCCCAGGACUGCCUAGAGGUCACGGAGGUCACGAAGCCUGCAUCCCGUUCAACCUCCUGCGCUUGAUCACGUGGGUCCUGAGGCUGGUGGCGCCCUCGAGAUCCAACUUGCCUGUGGGUUGCAUGCUGGUGCUGAUGCUGAUGACCACGGUGCUGACCAGGAUGGGAGCAGUUCCUGUCCCCACACCCCUCAGUGCCCUCCUGGGUACAAGGGGCUGCCCCAUGGCCCAGUUCAAGUCUCUGCCCCCACAAGACAUGAAGGCCUUCAGGAGGGCCAAGGAUGCCUUGGAGGAGUCCCUGCUGCUGAAGAACUGGAGCUGCAGCUCCCGCCCAUUCCCCAGGACCCGGGACCUGAGGAAGCUGCAGGUGUGGGAGCGCCCCGUGGCCUUGGAGGCUGAGCUGGCCCUGACAGUGAAGGUUCUGGCUAACUCCACCCUGGGGGACAUCCUGGACCAGCCCCUUCACACGCUUCACUACAUCCACACCAAGCUUCAGGCCUGUGUCCCAGGUCAGGCCACAGCAGGCCCGAGGCCCCGGGGCCACCUCCACCACUGGCUGCACCGCCUCCAGGAGGCUUCAAAGAAGGAGUCCACUGGCUGCCUUGAAGCCUCUGUCACAUUCAACCUCUUCCGCCUCCUCACCCAUGACCUGAAGUGUGUCGCCAGUGGAGACCUGUGUGUCUGACCCCGAGGCCCACCCACAACC